AUACCUGUUUACGGCCGAUCAUCGUGCUUUUGUCUCGUCAGUGGCCGCUGACGCUGGUGGUGCGUUUGCGUGCGUGUCGUGUUGCGAAUGCGUGCCUGAGUCGUAAACAAAGUGCCUUCGGCGUGGCGAGCACGCGAUUCUGCGGAUCCACGGUGGAUUUAUGUACGGCGCGAACAUGCGCGAGCACGACGACCUGUCGAGAUGUUUCUUGCCGGGCCAUCACCAGCAGCAGCAGCAGCAGCAGCAACAGCAGCAUCAUCAUCAUCAUCAUCAUCCACUGCCACCGAUCCAGGCACCGUCGCCGCAAGCUCCGGGCUUGGACGCCCUGCACAGCCUCUGCAGGCAGAUCUAUCCCGACCAGUGUAACCCGCUGACAGUCACAGCGGUUGUGAAAUAUUGGCUGGGAGGACCCGACCCCCUCGAUUAUAUCAGUAUGUACGCCAGUCCAGGAUGUCCCGAACUCGGAGUACCUCCACAUUGGCACUACAUCAGCUUCGGAUUGUCCGAUUUGCACGGAGACGGCCGGCUACAUCCUAAAAAUGGCCCGGGUCGUCCUAGCGGGUUCGGCUUCGAGUUCACCUUCCGGCUGGCACGCGAAAGGGGCGAGACGACGCCGCCCACGUGGCCGGCGAACAUGUUGCAGUUAUUGGCCAAGUAUGUCUUCAGUUCCGGAAACACGGUGAUGCCGGGCGACCACGUCUCUUGGCACGCUCCGCUGAACGGCGAAAGCGGUCGCAUCACUCAGAUCUUGAUGGGCAGGGACCCGCAGCUCCCAGUGUCGAUUUCCACGCCCCAUGGCGAGGUCUCGUUCGUUCAGAUUGUCGGCGUCACCUCUGAGGAAUUGCAGGCGGCUCAGCACUGGAAUGGUCUGGGUGUUGUUAAUUUGCUGAAGAGCGCGCCGGAGUGCGGCCCUUGGUUAAUCACGGACAUGAGGAGAAUGCACUCCAUUAUGGAGAAUGAUCCCUCCAUAGCGGAGAAGAUACAGCGCGGCAUCGAGAAAGACGGCUCGAACUUAAGCGGCGUGUCCGCCAAAUGUUGGUGGGUGCAGAUUACGGGCGACAAGAACGUGGAGAGAUACAGAGAGCGAAGGGACGAUUCCGACGACGACGACGAGGGAGAGGAGGACGUGAAGCCGAUGGUGAAAACGGAGAGACUGUCGCCAUGCGAGCAGGACGCAGAUGAGGGCAGUAUUAAAGUCUUGUCCGGCCUGCAUCUUACGUUCAACCUCGAGGCCGGCUCGUUGCUUCCACUAGCGAUAAGGGGCCGCGUGAUGCACGGGAGGCACUUCACUUUCAAGUCCAUACUGUCCCACUCGGCCGUCACGAUAGUAGCACCGUCGGUGACGGGCACCUUAGUCGCAAAGGAGAAGCCAUAUGUCCUUCAAGGACCGUGGCUGCAGGUGCUUCUCUCGGAAGAAUUGUACGAAAAAAUGGCCCAAGAAUUCCAAGUUUUGAACACGCCGGAUAAGAUCCAAUUGCCAAAGACAUUCUCUUGGCCGGAACAUAAAUUAGUCAUCACCAUCAUCAACGAUUGAAUCCCCGCGACAACGGUACGAUUCCUGAAAAUCAUCGUCUCAUCAUCCUUCGGUCACACACACACACACAUAUAUAUAUAUAUAUAUAUCGCGCGUCCCAUUUAUAUAUAUACAUUUAAGUUAAGAAUAACACAAUAAAAGUAUUAUCGAACCUCGCUGAAAAUCGAGGUUUCUGUUUAUAGUGUCGAUUGUUAGACCAGACAUAUCUCGGCGUAAUGUAAGACUUUUAUAAUUUAUAAAUUUUCUCUGUGCGUGUUUAAGGGGAUCAAUUCGCCCAUCAAUGUGGGAAAGUAGAGAUUGGAUGUUUUAACAACGGACCUACGUCCUCGAAUGUCUUCAAAGCGAUGUAUUUUUCUAUACAACGAAUAUUACCGUCGGUCUCUCUUUUACAAAUUGAUGCUUGGCUCGUAUAUAUGCGCAACGGAAAAUUCGCGACAUUCAAAUUUGUUUUUUCCGAAACAUUGAAUCCUCCAAGAAGUAAAUAGUCUGGUGACUGUUUGUAUUAUUUGCAAAAACAAAAUCAUAACGAAACGUUGCGGAUUUUUCUUCGUGUGUAUAUAUAUAUUUAAUUUUGUACAUAAAAAGUAUAUAUAAAUUAUAUACUAUUAUACAGCACACACACACACAUACAUAG
Molecule: messenger RNA, 2168 nt
Organism: Harpegnathos saltator (Jerdon's jumping ant)
Lineage: Eukaryota; Metazoa; Arthropoda; Insecta; Hymenoptera; Formicidae
Gene: Su(fu)
Product: suppressor of fused
Exons: 7
Coding region: 161-1534 (457 amino acids)
Cellular component (GO): cytoplasm; nucleus
Molecular function (GO): transcription factor binding
Source: RefSeq, a predicted model, not a curated record